This is a messenger RNA of Rhineura floridana, 4539 nucleotides long. RefSeq names its product E3 SUMO-protein ligase ZBED1-like. Gene Ontology annotation, cellular component: nucleus. Gene Ontology annotation, molecular function: DNA binding; protein dimerization activity. Gene Ontology annotation, biological process: regulation of transcription by RNA polymerase II. The record is from RefSeq and is a predicted model, not a curated record. NCBI's taxonomy places the organism in Eukaryota, Metazoa, Chordata, Lepidosauria, Squamata, Rhineuridae. The transcript has 2 exons. The coding region runs from base 90 to 2219 and encodes 709 amino acids.
CGGGUCUAUUUGAUCGGCUUGCGUGUCGUUUUGCAUCAGCUGCUCCGCCGCCUCCGACCAGACUGUCCUUUUAAGCCAGGUGCUCAUUAAUGAGUGAAGAAUCAAAAGGUUGGGAGUGUGGCCAAGAAGCAAUGGAGAAUAAAAGUUUGGAAACUUCCCCGUCAGACCUAAAGUUAGUGGCCCACCCAAGAGCAAAGAGUAAAGUGUGGAAGUACUUCGGCUUUGAUACCAAUGCAGAAGGAUGUAUAUUACAGUGGAAGAAAAUCUACUGUCGCAUUUGCAUGGCACAGAUUGCCUAUUCAGGAAAUACAUCCAACCUCUCUUACCACCUUGAAAAGAAUCAUCCAGAUGAAUUUUGUGAGUUUGUGAAAAGCAACACUGAGCAAAUGAGGGAGGCCUUUGCCACUGCAUUUUCAAAACUGAAGCCAGAAUCAUCCCAGCAAGUUGUUCAGGACACCUUAAUUAUGAAGGCAAGUCACAGUUACGAAAAUAAAAAACACCAGGAGCUGACAUCGGCAGUGAUUAGCUUAAUAUGCGAGGGCUUAUAUCCUCCUUCUAUUGUAGAUGAGCCUACCUUCAAGAAUCUUUUAAGAACAGCAGAGCCCAGAUAUGAACUGCCUUGUAGAAAGUAUUUUUGUUCAAAAGCGAUUCCUGAAAAAUACAUUGCAGUUAGGGACAUUGUGUUAAAAGAACUGACUGAUAUCCCAUGGUGUGGCAUAUCCUCUGAUAUGUGGAGAAGUGAAAACCAGAAUAGAUGUUAUGUAACGCUGUCCGUUCAUUUUCUCCGUAAUGGCACUUCCAACUGCCUGGCUGUUAAUUCCCGGUGUUUAAAAACAUUUGAAGUGCCAGAGGAAAACACUGCAGAGACUAUUACGCGAGUCCUUUACGAGAUAUUCAUUGAAUGGGGAAUCAGUACAAAAGUUUUUGGUGCUACAACAGAUUAUGGGAAAGACAUGGUGAAAGCUUGCUCUCUUCUGGACAUUCCAGUACAGAUGCCUUGCUUAGGGCAAACUUUUAAUGCGGGUAUACAGCAAGCUUUUUUACUUCCUAAGCUGUGCGGUGUACUGUCAAGGUGUCGGAAAUUGGUGGAAUAUUUUCAGCAGUCUGCUGUAACCAUGUAUAUGUUGAGUGAGAAGCAGAAGCAGCAGAACACUUUGCGCUGCAUGCUUGUGAGUGAUCGUGUUUCCUGGUGGGGAAACACGCUUGCCAUGUUGCAACGUCUCAAAGAGCAACAGUUUGUAAUUGCGGCAGUUCUUGUGGAGGAUAGCAAUAAUCACCAUCUGGUGUUGGAAGCCAGUGAAUGGAAUACAAUUGAAGGCCUGGUGGACUUGCUCCAGCCGUUCAAGCAGGUUGCUGAGAUGAUGUCUGCUUCUAAGUACCCAACAAUAAGUAUGGUGAAACCCCUCCUUCACAUGCUGCUGAAUACAAUGCUAAAUAUCAAAGAAAACGACUUGAAAGAAAUCAGUAUGGCAAAGGAAGUUAUAGCCAAAGAAUUAUCUACAACAUACCAACAUACACCUGAGAUAGACAUGUUUCUCAAUGUUGCAACUUUCUUGGAUCCAAGAUACAAGAAACUUCCUUUUCUUUCAGCAUUUGAGAGACAGCAGGUUGAAAAUAGAGUGGUAGAGGAAGCAAAAGGUCUCCUAGAUAAAGUAAAAGAGAACACAUUGAGACCUGAAGAACAGCUUUUUGCAGUGUCUGAAGAGCCACCAGUGAAAAAAAUGGUAAUUGCCUCUACCCCUCCUCCUACUAGUGCCAUCAAUAAUAUGCUUGCAGAGAUCUUUUGCCAGACAGGGGGUGCUGAAGACCAAGAGGAGUGGCAUGCUCAGAUUAUUGAGGAACUGAGUAAUUUCAAAUCGCAGAAAGUUCUUGGACUAAAUGAGGAUCCACUCAAGUGGUGGUCUGACAGGCUAGCUUUAUUUCCUGUUUUACCAAAAGUACUUCAGAAAUAUUGGUGUAUUGUGGCCACAAGGGUUUUCCCUGAACGCCUUUUUGGUUCCUCUACAAACAUUGUUAAUGCUAAGAGAAAUCGGUUAGCCCCGGCUCAUGUAGAUGAACAGAUCUUUUUGUAUGAGAACACACGCAGUGGUUCAGAAGCUGAGCCAGAGGAAGAAGAUGAGGGAGAAUGGGGCUUGGAACAGGAGCACAUUAUGAAUUUACAUGACACAGCAACUGUAAACAGCAAUUUCUUUAAUAUGCGAGACAGUGGCUUCAUGUAGAAAGAACACUUGAUGGUACAUUUUCAGAAAAAGGGUGUUUGUCUUAAAUUGCCAUUACCAAAAAAUAAUUUCACAUGAUCUGAAUAUUGUAAAUACUGAAUGUUUGUAACAUUGUCUUGUUUUAUGUGCAUGGAUGUGGUAUGUGUGUGUGUGUGUCUGUUGUCUUCAGACAAGAGUGCAACUUGUGACUCCAACAGACUGUAAUAGGUUUAAGAGUUGAUAAUGAAUUCAAGUCUGCAUUCAGGCAAACUUUUAAACAUGUGAAUUGUCUUCAUUUAUGGAGCAGUAGGACACACAAGUAAAGGGUAUCUUCUAAGCAGUGGCUCAGUCUUUCUUCUGCUACAGAUAUGUUCCUUGAAUCAGCAGGCUGAAUGGGCAAACUUAAUAGAUGGUUUAACUCCCUUGCAAAGCCUUAUUUCAUGUAGAAUUCUUAAAGCUUUGAUUUAAAAGUUUCCAUAUAUUUAAAUAUUUAAAGAUUUUUAAACGUCAGAUCAGAACACCAGGGCUUGUUAUAUAAACAACCUAAUUUUAAUGGAUUGCUUCUAAUGUUACUUUCUCCAGUAGAUUAGUUUUUGUGUUGGAAACAACAUGCGCUGUGUAAUAUGUCAGAUUAAAGGUGCUCAUACUUCCAUUCCUUUUUGCCUUGGUGGAUGUAGUAGGGUCCUGAUACUUGUACUUGAGUGUGCAUCCCCCCCACCUUCCUGCCAUUACCUUGUUAGGAAAGUAUAGCAUGAAAUAACACCUUUACGAUUUGCUGCGUAGCAAAUUAAUCCUUGAGCUGAGUUGUAUCACUGACUGCUGCAGUGCAAUAUUACAAAUCAUGAUGACAUUUUGCACAUACACUGAGAUGUUAGGCAUUGCAAAUUGAUGUUCUAAUAUCUACUCCAGUGCUUAUAUUUAGAAUUGGGUGAUAAACCCGAUUCUUCACCUCACUUUCCCCCCCAAAUCAGAGUGAGUUAGCUUAAUAUGUGAAACACUGCCAGAUUGGCUAUUUUGCCAAUCUGGUCACAAUUCAGUACAAAAUUCAACAUGCUUAGGCUCAGUGAUUUCAGUGGAUCUCAGUAUGCUUAACUCUUUGCUGGACUGUGGCCUCUGUAGAAUAUCAUACUGUCAUAAUAGGUAAAUGGGAGCUCCAAUGGAGAAUAUAUAUCUCAUGGAAUUAACUACUUUAUUUUUUAUUUUGAGGAUAUUUUUUAUUAUGGGGUAUUGGUGAAUGAAAUAAUUUGAAUCCUGACUGGAAGGAAUGGGUGUUAACUUCUCCCUAUCCGCAACCCACAUUCUGAAAUAUUAUAUUGUUCCUCUUAAACAUGAACCUGCAGUUGCCCUCUUCUGUAAGUCUUCCGAUUUAAAUUCUAGAAGGGUUUUUCAAAUAUUUUGGAACUUUAUGUUCUGCUUCAGCAAUAGUUCCCUACAUGUCUAAAUGCUGGUCAGAUUUAGCGUUAUAAGAAUGGGCCUCAUUAAGCGUUGGGCUCACAUACUUGCCCCUCCCCUCUCCUACCUCAUGUGUGAGGGGUAGAGAUUGAACUUUUUCACUUCUGUUUUUUGGAUAAACGGCAGUUUAUUGUUUUGUUUGAAUUCAGGAAGCUGUCGUUUAUUCAAACUGUGGCUAGCUUUAAACAAACCAGAAUCAAACCAUGAUUUCAUACUAUUUUGUUUACUAUCCAGAGCAGGAAUGAACUACGAUUUCCUGGAUUUGGGUGUAAUAGGAAACUGGUUUAUUCAAAACUGAAAAUAGAAGGCUUCAUUGUUCUCCCCUCACAUGAAAAGGAGGAGAAGGAAGGGACAAGUGCAUGAGUCCAAGAAUCUAUAGUUGCUGUGUCACUUUGGUGUCACAAAAUUUGAUAUGCCUCCAGCAGAGGAGAGACAUUUUGUUCACUUGAGUGUAUAGAUUUUGCAAUUCUACCAUAUCAGAAUUAUUAGGUAGCCUUCUGAAAUGUCUAAUAACCUUUUAUUAUUUUAUAAUCAUAUAAUAAUGAGGGUGAGAGCCUGAGCAGUUGGAAUGUUGAUGAGAUAAAGUUGCUAAUUGCUGUUCAAAGUGAGAGAUUGGCACGGAGCGUGUUCCUCCCAUGUGUGAGGUGGGGAGGGAGUGAAUACUUCAUUUAUCUUUAAUUCCAAGGCUGUAUGAAUUGUUAUGUGGUCUGUUGUACAAAGUGAUUGGCUGGGAUUUGUAAGUGGUACCAGUGUAAUAGUAUAAUGUUAUUUUAUUUGAUUAUUAACAUAUUGUACUGUUUGAUUUUUAUGUUAUAUAUCAUUUUGAGAUUUUUUAAAUCUUGUAUAGGAAUUCCAUUUGGUAUAUUGUUUUGAUUUCUUUUGAAUUGAA